AUGGAAGAAGAAGUAAGACAUUUGUUUCAAGCUGAUUAUGAAGCAAUUGAUCUUGAAUGGGAAGUUAUUUAUGAUGAUGAUCAACAAAUAGAAGGACAUACUGAUCUAUUUGGUGGUGUUCUUAGUCAAUCGGAUGAAGAAGAAACAUCACAGAAAGGUUUAUCAUAGAUUAACUCAUUUCAAAUAAAACGCAAAUAAACAGACUAAAUAGAUCUACAGAUCAGAAUAUAUCACAGGAUCGUUUUCUUCAUUCUGCCUUACAUUCUAUAGGACAUUUUCACUCGCUCAUCCUCUUCUGCAAGACCUAGGAUAGAACAUAAAAAAGUUCCUUCUUCGAGGACACAUCUUACAAGACAGAAGAUCUUUCUACAUCUAACCUUCAAGAUGAUCUUUUUGUUACUUUUUUCAAAAGGAUAUUAAUCUUAUCUAUAUAUAACAUAUGAUGUCAAAUAUCAUAGAUCCUUUAGUGAUACAAAAAAUCAUUCACAAUAAUCAUCUUAAUAGAUCUUAUCAGAUGUUAUCCAGCAGAAAUGAAAUAAACAAUAAAAAAUAUAUUUGGCAUUCAUAAGGAGAGUAAAACAAUAAUAAAACAAACAUAAAGAUGCAAGAUUCAAUAUCUAAUUAAUAUAAACAGAUGGACAACGAGAAAGGAUAAAUCUUGUUUUUAUUACUUUUUAUUCAAUUUAUCAUAACAACGAAUCAAUCAUCUUCUCAAUCUGAUUUUAUGAUAAAUCUCUUCAUCUUUGAAUAACAUUUCAAUCCAGUUGAGCUAAAUUAUCUUUCCACUGAACGUACUAGUCACUAGUACAGUAUGUACUAGACCAGAACUUUAUACAUAGGACAUCUUGGAUCAGGAUUCGACAUUUUGCUGGAAGAAUUCGCCCUAGACAACUCUUCAGAUAGAUCUUGACGAGCUCUAUCCGAUGGAUACCUUACUUUUCCGAUUUGAUCCCUCCUUCCUACAGAAAACCUUCAAUUAAUGACAAAAUAGCUAGCUGAUUCAUAUCUGCCUGAUGCAAUUCGGUCAGAUGCACUCUCCAAGUUCGAGACACACCUAUUCGGAUAGAUCUUGACGAGCUCUAUCCAAUUGACACCUUACCAUUUCGACUUUGCCACCCCAUUACACAGAAAACCCAUCAUUUUAUCUCAACUCACCAAUUCCAAGCAUCCGACCUGGUGCAAUGUAUCAGCAAUACUCUUCCACUUCGAAACAUAGCUCUCCAUAUAGAUAUCGAUGAGCUCUAUUCAGUGGACACCUUAUUUUUUCGAUUUACCCAUUCCUUCAUAGAGGUAACCUGCAAUUAGUACCAGAUUAGGAAAUCAGCUAACCCACAGCUAUAUAUCCACACUCAAAAAGGUUGAAAUGUUGUUUUUCUUUGUAGAUUUAAAUCCUACGAGCUGGUCGAACGUCGAAAUUCUAAUAUAAUAUUGUAAUUCAUUAUUGUAAUAUACUGUUACAAGACAGUUGAUGAUUUUUUAGGUAAUUUGGAUGAGAUAGAUAUGUAUGAAAAAUAAAUUUCAUGUGUAUUUUGUGGGGUGUGGGUCGGUGUGGGUGUGGGUGUGGGUGGGUGUGGUGGGUGUGGGUGUGAGUGUGGGUCGGUGUGGGUGUGGGUGUGGGUGGGUGUGGGUGGGUGGG
This is a messenger RNA of Rotaria sordida, 1636 nucleotides long. NCBI's taxonomy places the organism in Eukaryota, Metazoa, Rotifera, Eurotatoria, Philodinida, Philodinidae. The record is from the annotation of a GenBank genome assembly.